UGUAAAUUUUUUUUUCGGUGGCGGUUGAGCUCGGUGUGCGUUUCUCGGAACUUCGCAGCCCCAGGUCCAACCUCCAUCGGUGGCUUGGUGGAAGAGAUCCCGCUCGCAAGACGAGGUCCAUGUGAUCGUCCUGGCGCAAGAUGCGGCCCUCGAAUUGUGCUCUGCAUUUCCAUUUCCUGUUGGUGGUGCUGGUGCUGCCGCUGGCCGAAGUGAUUGAAGCCUUUGACAUAAGAACAUGUAACGAGCCUCUUGGUAUGGAGUCUGGAGCUAUACCCGACGAAGCCAUCACCGCAAGCUCCUCGUAUGUCCCCAACGUAGGCCCACGGAAUGGCAGGCUACGCGUGGAGAAAGCGGGCGGGGGCUGGUGCCCCAAACAACAGGUGGAGAGCGGUAUCAGGGAGUUCAUCCAGGUGGACCUGGGGGACGUCCACGUGGUCACCGGAGUACAGACUCAAGGAAGAUAUGACCGCGGGAGGGGUCAGGAAUACGCCGAAGAGUACACAAUGGAAUACUGGCGACCUGGGUUGGACGAGUGGAGAGAGUACAAGAGGUGGGAUGGCAAACAGAUCCUGAGAGGAAACAGCGACACCGCUUCCGUCGAGAGCCAUAAGCUAAUGCCGACCAUAUUCGCCAGCAAGGUGAGGGUGUUGCCGCACAGCAUCCACAGAAGGACGGUCUGCCUGAGGAUGGAGCUGCUGGGAUGCCCUUAUGACGGUGGUGUGGUAUCAUACAGCGCCCCCCAGGGCUCAGAACCCUCUCAGGGUCUCUACGACAGCUCCUACGACGGCGUCAAAUCCGAUGGACAGCUAUCCCUCGGCCUGGGCAGGCUGGUGGAUGGGGAGGUGGGUUUGGAUAACUUUAGGCUGGACAUUGGAUACGGAAAAGGUAAUGGAUGGGUGUCAUGGAAAAACGACACUUUUUCCGAGGGCUUCGUGGAAUUGGUGUUUGAAUUCGAUCAAGUGAGGAACUUCAGCGCUGUCUACCUGUAUACCAACAAUUUUUUUAGCAGAAACGUGCAGGUGUUUUCCAAAGCUAAGGUGGUGUUCAGCAUCGGCGGGCGCUUCUACAACGGCCCCACCCUCUCAUACGCCUACAUCCCCGACAGGGUUCUGGAAAACGCCAGGAACGUAUCCAUCAAUCUCCACCAGAAGCUCGCCCGGUUCAUCAAGCUGCGGCUGUUUUUCGCCGACCGCUGGGUCAUGCUCAGCGAAGUGGUCUUCGACUCCGAGCCUGUCUCUCUCAACAUCACCGAGGAGGAGGCCCUCGACGUGGAAGAGAAAGAGUUCAUCAUCAGCUCGAGCGGUGAUAAGGCCCUGGAAGCGUUCGAGACAAUUGCUGCCCGGAAAGACGGAGACACAUACAUGGAAGUAAUAAUAGGCGUGUUAACUGCCAUAAUGCUGCUGCUGCUGAUAGUAUUUGUCAUUAUACUUAUCCUAAAUAAAAGGCACAAAUUGCAAGGCUCCCCCACUAUCCUCAGAAAUCCAUUUGGAGUUACGAUAAAUAUGAAGGACCUCCUGAUGAACCUCUCCAGCAGCACCGCUGCUGCUCCUGCUGCUGCCAGCAGACCCAUCACCCCGGUGAGUCAACAAGAGCCUACGUCUGGUGACAGAUCGUCUACGUCGUACGAGCACUACCGAUCACCCCUGGUGACGGGAUACUACGCUCCAAAUUAUGCCACUCUGCGAUGCUCUGCUGCUAUGGACGAGCCGGAAGAGCCACCGGAAGUACCGCCGUUGCCGGACGAUGAGGAACACAGCAUACAUCAGGAGAGUCUCAGUGGGUCGUCACCUCUGCAUUAUAGGAGCCUGCAAAGUACGCCUUCGCUGAGCCCCAGUUCGAAGAUGAUUAAUUUGGGAAAUCAUUUUCCCAAAGUGGCUACGGACCCGCCCAAUCGGAAGCGAUAUCAUACGGCGCCCAGAGAGAAACACAGGAUCCCACCCCCGGUGGUGUGCUGGAACAUAGCGCCCAGCAUGGGCCAUGCCUACUGCUGCAGAGAACCGGAGCUGGUGCCCAUUCCACGCUACUCCCUUAGGCCCCUGGAGAAGAUCGGCGCGUGCCAUGCGGGGGAGAUAACCUUAUACGAAACAGAAGGUCUGGACGACAUCAUACCGGGAGUCUGCCGCCUGGUGGCGGUUCGGACGUCACCUCCAGAGAGGACCAAAACCGAGACGGCCGCCGGAUCGAUGGAGUCUCUGAGAGAAGUUCGUUUCCUAGCCGGUCUGUCGGAUCCUAACAUCUGCAAGGUCCUGGGGGUGUGCACAGCCGAGCAGCCCCCUUGGACCGUCAUCGAAUACGGGGAGAUGGGAGAUUUGGCGCAAUACCUACAGUUCUUAGUCAAUAGGAAUGGUACUGUGCACCCCAAGGCAGACCAGCCUUUGAGCGUCGGCAGCCUCAUCUUUAUGGCAACGCAGAUCGCCUCCGGGAUGAAGUACUUGGAGUCGAAACAUGUCGUCCACAAGGACCUGGCGGCCAGGAACUGUCUAGUUGGUCGAGGGUAUAUAAUAAAAAUAGCGGACGUAGCGAUGUGUAAGCCGCAAUACAGGAAAGAUUACGCUGAAAUCGGCGGUCGACCUCCUGCUCCCAUAAGGUGGUUGCCUUGGGAGAGCAUUCUGCUGGACCGCUACUCCUGCGCUAGCACUGUUUGGGCCUUCGCGGUUACCAUGUGGGAAAUACUGUCGUUUUGCUGCGAAAGGCCGUUUAGCAAUCUAUCCAACGAAAAAGUUAUUCAAAACGCGGAGCACAUGUAUUAUGGCGGGGAACUACAGGUUCUCCUGAACAAGCCGACGAUGUGCACGACGGACAUCUACGAACUGAUGUGCUCCUGCUGGCGUCGCGACGACAACGACCGCCCCUCCUUCAAGCAGAUCUGCUUGUUCCUUAAACAUAGUAAUAAGGAUUACAUUCCUACAGACUGAUCUUGAUGAAAAUUGCUCCGUACAAUCAUGCUCUAAUG
Anoplophora glabripennis (Asian longhorned beetle) is the source of this 2953-nucleotide messenger RNA. Its product is annotated as discoidin domain-containing receptor 2-like. Gene Ontology annotation, biological process: multicellular organism development; protein phosphorylation; cell surface receptor protein tyrosine kinase signaling pathway. Gene Ontology annotation, cellular component: signaling receptor complex. Bases 141 to 2915 code for a protein of 924 amino acids. The transcript has 18 exons. Lineage: Eukaryota; Metazoa; Arthropoda; Insecta; Coleoptera; Cerambycidae. The record is from RefSeq and is a predicted model, not a curated record. Gene Ontology annotation, molecular function: collagen binding; protein tyrosine kinase collagen receptor activity; ATP binding.